Molecule: messenger RNA, 498 nt
Organism: Acomys russatus (golden spiny mouse)
Lineage: Eukaryota; Metazoa; Chordata; Mammalia; Rodentia; Muridae
Gene: Tex46
Product: testis expressed 46
Exons: 2
Coding region: 1-498 (165 amino acids)
Source: RefSeq, a predicted model, not a curated record
AUGUUGGGGGAACUGAUAUUUCUUCUGAGGGGUUUCCUUGGGGUUCUUGCUUCUUCUGGUACCAUAGGAGCCAUCUUGGCUUGGCUGAUAAGCUUUAAGCCAGCCUUGUUUGGCUUCCUCCUCCUCCUGCUGCUGCUUAGCAACUGGCUGGUCAAAAAUGAACUCAAUCAGGCUCCCUCCCAGACCCAGAGGGAGGCAGAAACAGCCAUGGCUCUGGAAGUCAAUCCCAAUGACAUCUCCAUGAACCAGAAAGAGCUGGAAAGAAUGAAUGCUUGCUUCGCUCUCCAGGACAAGAUCCUUGAACGGCUGUUGUUCAGUGAGAUGAAGCUUAAGGUCUUGGAAAACCAGAUGUUCGUCAUAUGGAAUAAGAUGAAUCGCCGCCGGUGGGCCAGCAGGCACCGGAACUUCUCCAGGAGGAGGCACAGGACGAGAAGGAAUGAGUCCACUUUCUCCACAGUCUCUAACUAUACUACCAAUACCCCCACUGAAUGUGAUUGA